AUGCGCAGACUCUUCACACCGCUUCGCACGCAUUCCCGCCAAUUCUUCAGAACCAUGACCACCGAACAGCCACCGCCUCUACCUCCUCUCUCUGCAGAGGAUCACCAGAUCUUCAACCGCUUCUCCGUCAUCAUGGACUCCUUUCACAACAACUUCCGCCGCUACUGGCAGGAUCUCUGGCAAACAGCCACCACUGGCAUCCGCCCCCGCGGCAUGACGCUGCGCCAGGUAGUCAACAACGGCAUCGACUUCACCAGAUACCUCACGGCGCAUCACAACAUUGAAGAGCAGCACCUCUUCCCGCAUCUGGCUACCCGCAUGUCCGAGUUUGACGGCAAAAAGGGCCUCAUGCCCAAACAGCACAAGCAGAUCCACACUGGCCUCAACAACCUGCAGGUGUACCUAACCAAGGUUAGCAAGGGCGAGGUGGACUUCCAGACAGAUGACCUUAAGAACGUCAUGGAGCCUUGGGCCGAGGUCCUCUGGUCGCAUCUCGACGCAGAAGUCGCGUCUCUCAAGGCAGAGAAUAUGCGCAAGUACUGGACAAAGGAGGAGAUGAUAGCCAUGUACAAAAAGUAUUGGUCAUAG
Messenger RNA from [Torrubiella] hemipterigena, 588 nucleotides. NCBI's taxonomy places the organism in Eukaryota, Fungi, Ascomycota, Sordariomycetes, Hypocreales, Clavicipitaceae. The record is from the annotation of a GenBank genome assembly.